AUCGGUGUUCUCAGUCUAUAAGGUUGUCGGCAAUAGGGCGCGCAAGAGAGUCCUGUUGGUUUCGGAGAGCAUAUAGCCAGCAUUAUGGCUUUCAAUUGCUUUGUGUCUCUAUUAUUCCUGCUAGCAGUGGCAUCUGCAACUGAAGACUUUACGAAGCAAGUCAAGGAUGCAGAACUCCUUGGAGACUCCAUACCAAAACUUCUCGAGAAACAAUGGUCCUCUAAACUAGCCCAACAGAAGAAGAACCUAAGCUCUGCUGAGGAAGCUCUGGUCAAAACACUACCGAAUCUUGUUAAGACGGAAGUUAUCGCGCAGUUAAACGAAGUGGAACAAAAACUUGAGGCUGAACUUAGCACUUUCGUUAAGCUGCAGUUGAAGCAGGCUUCUGAAAUCUCUACGAAGUAUAAAAGUUUUCUUAACCAGCGUCUGAGUGCGAAGGGAGCAGCAGCAACUGACGAAACUAGUAUCCACAAAAUCAGAGAGGAAUCGCAGAAGAUCGUCAACUCUUGGGAACCUGCACUGAGCAAGAUCCACGAAUCUGCUCAUCAAAAGUUCGAAAGUGCUGUCCGAUCGAUCGCGGAGAAAAUAUCGAAGACCCAAACCCAAACCCCCCAGAUGGCCGACCAAGUCCGCGUCGCAAUCACAAACGUCGGCGUUCAGCUCCUUAAUGUUCUCAUCCAGGAACAGAAUGCAGACACUCAUCUUCUGACUAGUGUCCAGUUUAACUUGUACAACACAUUUUUCCAAAAGGCAGAAACAGUCCUCAUUCAGCUGCUUGUUUCGGCAAAGUCGUCUAGCAGCUCUUCAGCUGCUUCGCCGAGUGCUCCAGGGACUGGAUCGCAGCCAGCUUCGCAAAAUGAUUCACACAAAGUUUCACAGGACGUUUCUCAAAAAGGUUCGCAGAAAAUUUCGCCAAGUUCUUCAAAGGGUGGAUCACAAAGCCCUGCUCGGCUCAGUCCAGGAGGUGAAACAAAAACCACCGGUCAAACCUCUGCGGAAGAGGAAGAAGAAGAUUGCGACUAUGCCGAGUACGAGUAGUUAUCAGGAUUUCUUAGUUUGAGGAUUGCAUAUAAUACGAUCAUUUUAAAUUUCGAUCAUAAUACAGAGAUCAAAAACAGUUUUGUAUUUCCUUUGACUCUAAAAUAAAGGCCUGCAACAAAUA
Molecule: messenger RNA, 1162 nt
Organism: Frankliniella occidentalis (western flower thrips)
Lineage: Eukaryota; Metazoa; Arthropoda; Insecta; Thysanoptera; Thripidae
Exons: 3
Coding region: 85-1038 (317 amino acids)
Source: RefSeq, a predicted model, not a curated record